CAAGGCAUCAUUUUUUCAAACCUCGCUAUCCAACUUCGCUUCUUAUAUCUCAUAUCCAAGGCAAGCAAUUAGGAGGUGCCCCCCCAUCUGGCCAACGCACCAAAGAAGGCUGAGAGUCACAGUACUGAAACGAAGAGAAGGCGGCCUAGGAAAAUGUGGUUUCUGUUCGUGUGUGAUGAAGAAGACAGGGAGUUGGGAACGCAGCAAGCUCCUGGGACAUGCCCUUGCUGUGGAGGUAAAGUGCAAGCCAUAGACAUUGAGAGGCAGUGGAAGUUCUGUUUUCUUCCCAUCUGUUUCAAGAUCAAGAGGAAGUACUUCUGUACUUUGUGUGCUAGGCGCUUGGAAUUGUAUUACUAAUUAAGUACUUGAGGAACAUAUAACACCGAUAAAAGGCUUUGCUGUUGUUGUUGAUCAUGAUGAUAAUGAUUUUGUCAAUGCUAUAUAACAUCUGUUGCCCAAGAAAAUGGGGGGUUUUUGUGUA
Carya illinoinensis is the source of this 481-nucleotide messenger RNA. RefSeq lists its product as uncharacterized. The transcript has a single exon. The coding region runs from base 154 to 357 and encodes 67 amino acids. The record is from RefSeq and is a predicted model, not a curated record. Lineage: Eukaryota; Viridiplantae; Streptophyta; Magnoliopsida; Fagales; Juglandaceae.